AUGCGGUGUCUCUGCAGAGCCAGCGGCUCCCCACCCUUACCUGCUGUUGCAGGGCUGUGCCCAUCCCCUUGCCUCUCCCUCGUCCUGCACACGCCCCCGAGUGCCCGCCCUGCCCAAGUCCUGCAGGGGGCCGCUGCACAGAAUCAGGAGCAGGCCCGGUGCAGGGCGCCCGCCGCGUUCCAGCGUGAGCCAUGGCGCGGUGUGCACCCGUCAGGGUGCCUGAGCGCCCCACUGCCCGAGGCUGGGGGGACUCCUCCCUGGGUGUGGGCCCCCACUCCACCCACUGCCCACCGGGUGGGUCUGUGUGUGGGGGGCCCGCAUGUGACCCUGGCCCCCCAGGCCUGUUCCCUUUCCCGUUCUCAAACGUGUCCCCUCAGACAGAGGCGGGUGGCAGCAGACAGCAGGGUCAUGGGGAGCCACACCACCUGCAGGCCACAGGUCACCUGCCCACUUCCCAUGAGGGCGCCCACCUCAGCCCACCACAUGUCCACCUUGGGACAUCACCCCGUGCCAGGCCUCCCCCUGACGGGCCCUGUGAAACGCCUCCCCAAGCCUGCAUGCGGGGCAGGUCGGAACUGCUGCCCAGACACAGACUGCUGCCCGGGUCGUAGGUUCACCCGAGAGGCUGGAGCUCGGGCCGGGUGA
This is a messenger RNA of Rangifer tarandus platyrhynchus (Svalbard reindeer), 645 nucleotides long. Lineage: Eukaryota; Metazoa; Chordata; Mammalia; Artiodactyla; Cervidae. The record is from the annotation of a GenBank genome assembly.